AUGUCGGGCAGCGCAGGAUUCGACAGACACAUCACAAUCUUCUCCGAGCAGGGAAGAUUGUACCAAGUCGAAUAUGCAUUCAAGGCCAUCACAGCUGCCAAUAUCAUGUCAAUAGGUGUGCGAGGCAAGGAUUGUGCCGUCGUCCUAUCCCAAAAGAAGGUCCCUGAUAAACUUAUCGAUCCGUCAUCCGUAUCACACAUCUUCCAGCUGUCACCGUCCGUUGGCUGCGUCAUGACCGGCUCUAUUGCAGAUGCGCGCGCAUUCGCCCAGCGCGCACAGGGAGAGGCGGCUGAGUUCAAGUACAAGUAUGGUUACGAGAUGCCGUGUGACGCCUUGGCCAAGCGGCUCGCCAACAUCAGCCAGGUCUACACCCAAAAGGCGUACAUGCGGCCUUACGGCGUGGCAACAACCUUAAUAUCGGUCGACUCUGAGUUUGGACCCCAACUCUUCAAGUGCGACCCGGCGGGCUACUACAUUGGCUACAAGGGUACUGCUGCCGGGCCGAAGCAGCAGGAGGCGCUCAACCACCUCGAGAAGAAGCUCAAGAAUAAGGAUCACGCAGAGGGUUCUUGGGAAGAAGUUGUCGAGCUAGCAAUCACGACUCUGAGCACCGUGCUCAGCAUGGACUUCAAGAAGACCGAGAUCGAAAUCGGUAUCGUGGGUGGCCCGCGCGCGGACGGCAGAGAAGGUACAGAUCCUAGCUUCAGGACGUUGACAGAGGAGGAGAUCGACGAGCGAUUACAAGCCAUCGCCGAGAAGGACUAG
Molecule: messenger RNA, 765 nt
Organism: Phaeoacremonium minimum UCRPA7
Lineage: Eukaryota; Fungi; Ascomycota; Sordariomycetes; Togniniales; Togniniaceae
Product: putative proteasome subunit alpha type 6 protein
Exons: 5
Coding region: 1-765 (254 amino acids)
Biological process (GO): ubiquitin-dependent protein catabolic process
Cellular component (GO): nucleus; proteasome core complex; proteasome core complex, alpha-subunit complex
Source: RefSeq, a predicted model, not a curated record